This is a messenger RNA of Lutzomyia longipalpis, 1266 nucleotides long. Its product is annotated as medium-chain acyl-CoA ligase ACSF2, mitochondrial-like. Gene Ontology annotation, biological process: fatty acid metabolic process. The record is from RefSeq and is a predicted model, not a curated record. Bases 1 to 1266 code for a protein of 421 amino acids. Gene Ontology annotation, molecular function: medium-chain fatty acid-CoA ligase activity. The transcript has 3 exons. NCBI's taxonomy places the organism in Eukaryota, Metazoa, Arthropoda, Insecta, Diptera, Psychodidae.
AUGAGUUAUUAUCACUGUGUUGGAAAGAAUCCUCUGGUUUAUCGAACAAUUGGACAACAAUUGAGUCUUGUUGCCAAUGAAGAUGGUGAUAGAGAAGCUUUUGUCUUUGCUGAAGAAAACAAGAGAAUCACCUACAGGGAGCUUCUCAGAGAAGCUGAUCGUUUAGCAGCUGGAUUUCAGUGUUUGGGACUCGAAAAUGGUGAUCGUAUUGGCAUUUUGAGUUCCAAUGAACCAACAUGGCCCAUUGCUAUGUUUGCAGCUGCUAGAGCUGGCCUUAUAGCCGUCCUUCUCAAUACAUACGAUGGAAUACCGGAAAUUGAGCAUUGCUUGAGGAAAGUUUCAGCAAAAGCGUUGAUUGCUACUGAAAAUAUUGGCUCUGAUAAACUUUUAAAGAUUAUUUCGGAAUUUGAUCCUAAAAUGAAGAAAUUACCUUCACUAUCUACCAUCAUUGUUGAUUCUGAGAAACAUUUCUCAGGAACUCUUCGUCUUAAGGACGUCAUGUCCUUACCAUCGAUUAUUCAAAUAAAUACCAUAGAAGAGCAGCAAAAGGACAUAGAUCCACAUAGUGGAUCCAGUAUUCUGUUCACAUCGGGAUUCACCGGAAGCCCAAAAGGUGUCCUCCUUAGCCACUAUAGCUUGAUUAAUUUCGGACAUAACAUCAACAGACUCGAAUUAAUUAACUUUAGAUUGUACACGGAAAUGCAAAACAACACCGUUGGUUGUGCUUUUGAUCAUUUAGAAGUAAAAGUAAUUGACAGUGAUGGGAAACUUGUGCCUUUUGGAACUCCCGGUGAGCUCUGUACUCGUGGAUAUUCAACAAUGAUUGGCUAUUGGGAAAACGAAGAGAAGACCCGUGAAGUCCUUGGAACAGAUGGAUGGCUCAAGACAGGAGAUUUCUUUAUUCUCGAACCAAAUGGAUACGGAAAAAUUAUAAACAGGCUCAGUGAUAUAAUUAAAAAGGGAAAUGAAAAGAUUUUUCCAAAUGAAAUUGAAAAUCUCCUCGGAACAUGUCUCAAAGUUGCUCAAGCCUACGUCGUGGGUGUUCCAGAUGAAGCCUUGGGUGAAGAGUUGUGUGCUUUCAUUUCCCUUCGUGAUGGAUUUGAAUCAUUUUCCCCUGAAGAACUUUAUGAAUUUUGCAAAGGGAAAAUAGCAUCAUCAAUGAUUCCAAGAUAUGUGGAAAUUGUUAAAGAUUUUCCAACAACACCAUCGGGAAAAGUUAAAAAGUUGGAGCUUAAGAAACAAUUUAUAAAAAAAGAAUCAAAUUGA